Helobdella robusta is the source of this 282-nucleotide messenger RNA. RefSeq lists its product as hypothetical. The transcript has a single exon. Lineage: Eukaryota; Metazoa; Annelida; Clitellata; Rhynchobdellida; Glossiphoniidae. The record is from RefSeq and is a predicted model, not a curated record. The annotation marks the transcript as partial.
CAAGGAGCCACCGGACAACCUGGACCAACGGGCCAAAAAGGUCAAACUGGUCCGGUAGGUAGUGUCGGAUCUACAGGUCCAUCUGGAGCACGAGGAACACCUGGACAACGAGGUAACCCAGGCAACCCGGGUGUUCAAGGCCAACAAGGGCAGCGAGGACUAAACGGUUCACCGGGACCGAAUGGAAAUAUGGGUGCUGCAGGUCAGCCAGGUCAACCAGGAUUACAAGGUCAGCAAGGACAGCAAGGUGCUGCUGGGCCUAAUGGAGCUGCUGGUCAGUAG